AUUCUGAAUAUAACCUGUAAAGUUGCCAAUUGCCAGUCAUUUGAGAAUUCCAUGGUAUAAAUAUUUUUUGUGGUUUUUGGAAGAUGUCAAGAAAUAAAACUAUUCUUUUACGAGUACAAUCACCGGAAGGUACCAAACGUGUAGAAAUAGAUUUAACUGACACGACAUGUCAACUUUACGAAAAAGUUCACAAUCUCUUCAAUCUAAACUCCUUUGCAUUUGCCCUAUACAAGCAGAAAAGUCAGAAGGACGAAAUACCUAGUAGUAGGUCAAGAACACUUGUUGGAGCUGGCUUGAGACAUGGAGAUAUGAUCUUUUUAGCACCAACUGAUGGUGCAAGAUUAUUUUCUGAUGAACCAAUUGCUUCCUCUAGUAGAAAUAAUAAACCUUUUGGUGAACCAGCAUAUUCGUCUGAAGGAAGUACUACACAAAAUUCAAGCAAUUACUCCCCAAGAGUAGUUGCUAACACUUCUUCCAAAUCAAAUGUACAAGAAGAUGAAGUUGAUUUACAGUUAGCAAAAAUUGAAGGGACGAUAGAAAGAAAGAGGGAUGAUAAAUUGUGUCGUCAUAAUCUUAAUGCAAAAUGUGUUCACUGCUCUCCAUUGGAGGCUUAUGAUGAGGCUUAUUUGCGACAACAAAACAUCAAACACUUGUCCUUCCAUGCAUACCUUAGGAAACUAACAUCAGGAGUGGAUAGAGGGAAAUUUGUUGCUCUUGAAGACAUAUCCUGUCGAAUUAAGAACGGUUGCAAAGACCAUCCUCCAUGGCCCAAAGGUAUCUGCUCCAAAUGCCAACCGAAUGCUAUCACUUUAAACAGACAGCCCUACAGGCACGUAGACAAUAUUACUUUUGAAAAUACACAUUUAGUCGAACGAUUUUUGAAUUAUUGGCGUGCUACAGGACACCAAAGAAUUGGACUUUUAUAUGGUAAUUACGAAAUUUACAACGACGUGCCUUUAGGUAUCAGAGCGAAUGUUGCAGCUAUUUACGAACCUCCUCAAGAAGGAAGUCGUGAUUCUAUUCGUUUAUUAAAGGACGAUAAGGCAGAAAUAGUGGAUGGGAUAGCAGCCAAAUUGGGCUUGAAAAAAGUCGGAUGGGUUUUUACUGAUUUAAUACCCGAAGAUGUUCAAAAAGGCACUGUGAAAUACAUCAGGAGCGGCGCCUCACACUUCCUCACCGCUCAGGAGUGCAUAAUGGCAGGAUAUUUUCAAAACAUGCAUCCCAAUCCUUGUAAAUUCUCCUCCAGCGGUUAUUUCGGCUCGAAAUUCGUUACUGUUUGUAUAACAGGUGAUAAAGAUAACCAGGUACACAUGGAAGGAUAUCAGGUGUCUAAUCAAUGUAUGGCUUUGGUUCGAGACAACUGCAUCGUGCCCACUAAAGAUGUUCCUGAAUUGGCGUACGUCAAAGAGUCAUCGGACAAGCAGUACGUUCCUGACGUCUAUUACAAGGAAAAGGAUUCUUAUGGCAAUGAAGUGCCCCGCUUGGCAAGACCUUUGCCAAUAGAAUAUUUAUUAGUGGACGUUCCAACAUCAACGCCUUUGACUCCACAAUAUAGUUUUAGUAUUCCUGAUAAUACGAAGCAGCCCUUCCCUGUAGAAAAUCGUUUGGUUGAUGGUCAAAUCCAGGACUUCAGCGUUCUGUCUCACUAUCUAUCUCAAUUCACACCCAACGAUUUCCUCACAGCUAUAAGCGAUUUCCACGUGCUGGUGUACAUUGCAACGAUGGACAUGCUACCAAUGCGGGACUACAUGGAUCCUCUCCUGGAGGCAGUUAAAAACAAAGAUCCCAACGCAGUUAGAGAAUGGUCUAGGUCUGAACACUGGGCUACUGUUGAAGAACUCAUUGCUGCUAGCAAUACUACACCACCGAACUCUAGGCCUGGUAGUGUAGAUGGUGCAACUUCUCCGUCGUCUCGAGGUAGCCAAUGGACAUGUCCAUUCUGUACCUUUUUGAAUCCAUCUCAAGUAAACAACUGUGAAAUGUGUAAUUUACCAAGAAAUAUGCCUCAAUGAGAUUUUUGUAGAUAAAACUAGUUAUUGUGAUUAAGAGAAGAAGAGAAAGAAACUGCUGGAAUUUUAUAUUUAAAAAAAAUUUGAAUAAUAAAAUACUUAGUUGCUAGUGUUUAUGAGAACUUUAUACUAAAAAAUUUGUACACGUGCUCCUUUAGUAAAGACAGGCAUUAAACCAUUGUAUUUUUCUCACAUACACAAGUGUAGUUUUACAUUGACAGACAUCUACUAUUUUUUUUUCUGCAGUUGUUUAAAUCGAGGGGUAUUUAGUAUACAUACAUAAAUACAUUGCCUAAUUUCGUUUGUAAAAUUUGGAAGCUCGGCAAUCGUAUUAAAAUGGACUGCUGACACACCAACUGCCUUCUUGCGCUUUGUUUUUGAUUAUUGUUUAUUUCUUCUAACUUAUGUGUAUGGUGGUUUAACCAAAUAAAUAUUUUUAAAAAUCA
Agrilus planipennis (emerald ash borer) is the source of this 2455-nucleotide messenger RNA. It is a transcript of the gene Npl4, whose product is annotated as nuclear protein localization protein 4 homolog. Lineage: Eukaryota; Metazoa; Arthropoda; Insecta; Coleoptera; Buprestidae. Gene Ontology annotation, molecular function: ubiquitin binding; ubiquitin protein ligase binding. The coding region runs from base 84 to 2012 and encodes 642 amino acids. The transcript has 10 exons. Gene Ontology annotation, biological process: ubiquitin-dependent protein catabolic process. The record is from RefSeq and is a predicted model, not a curated record. Gene Ontology annotation, cellular component: nucleus.